This is a messenger RNA of Colletotrichum graminicola M1.001, 2100 nucleotides long. RefSeq names its product DNA repair protein. NCBI's taxonomy places the organism in Eukaryota, Fungi, Ascomycota, Sordariomycetes, Glomerellales, Glomerellaceae. Gene Ontology annotation, biological process: double-strand break repair via nonhomologous end joining; telomere maintenance; mitotic intra-S DNA damage checkpoint signaling. Gene Ontology annotation, molecular function: DNA endonuclease activity; 3'-5'-DNA exonuclease activity; manganese ion binding. Gene Ontology annotation, cellular component: nucleus; Mre11 complex. The transcript is spliced from 4 exons. The coding region runs from base 1 to 2100 and encodes 699 amino acids. The record is from RefSeq and is a predicted model, not a curated record.
AUGCCCAACUUCACAGAGGCGGACACCAUCCGCAUUCUGGUUGCGACAGACAACCACGUCGGCUACGAAGAGCGAGACCCGAUACGCAAAGAUGACAGCUGGAGGACCUUUGACGAGAUUCUGAACCUCGCAAAGAGCCAGGACGUCGACAUGGUGUUGCUGGGCGGCGACCUCUUCCACGACAACAAACCCUCCCGAAAAUCCAUGUAUCAGGUCAUGCGCAGUCUUCGGAAGAACUGCCUCGGCAUGAAGCCCUGCGAGCUCGAGUUCCUCAGCGAUGCGAACGAAGUUUUCGAGGGUGCCUUCCCCCACGUCAACUACGAAGAUCCAGACAUCAACAUUUCCAUCCCCGUCUUCUCCAUUCACGGCAAUCAUGACGACCCCAGCGGCGAAGGUCACUUCUGCUCUCUGGACUUGCUCCAAGUCGCUGGCUUGGUAAACUACUUUGGUCGCAUCGCCGAGGCCGACAAUAUCGAGGCGAAGCCGGUGCUGCUGCAAAAGGGCCAGACCAAGCUUGCGCUGUUCGGACUGAGCAACGUUCGUGACGAGCGCAUGUUCCGUACCUUUCGGGACCACAAGGUCAAGUGGUUUCGGCCGGGCGUUCAGCAGUCGGAUUGGUUCAACCUGCUCACCGUCCACCAAAACCACCACGCCCACACGGCGACUUCGUACCUUCCUGAGAACGUGCUGCCCGACUGGAUGGAUCUUAUCGUCUGGGGCCAUGAGCACGAAUGUUUGAUUGAUCCUCAGCAAAACCCCGAGACAGGCUUCCAUGUCAUGCAGCCGGGUUCCUCGGUUGCGACGUCGCUUGUGCCGGGCGAGGCGGUGCCGAAACAUGUCGCCAUCCUAAACAUCACUGGGAAGGAAUUCAGGGUCGAGAAGCUGCCCUUGAAGACGGUAAGACCCUUCGUCACGAGAGAGAUCCAGCUAGCGACCGACCCGCGAUUCAAGGGCUUGCACACCAAGAAGGACAACCGACAGGAGCUUACCAAGAGACUGAUGGUGGUAGUCGAGGAGAUGAUCCAAGAGGCCAACGAAGAAUGGUACGCCGUUCAGGACAACGAUGAAGAAGAGCCUCCACUACCGUUGAUCCGUCUCAAGGUGGAAUACACAGCCCCCGAGGGAGGUCAAUACGACUGCGAGAACCCUCAGCGUUUUUCAAACAGGUUCAUCGGCAAGGUCGCCAACACCAAUGAUGUAGUCUACUUCCAUCGGAAGAAGGCUGGGGUCUCGAGACGCAACGCCGGCACUGACGUUCCUGAGAUGUUGGAGGAGACAUUAGGUCUUGAUACUGUCAAGGUCGAGGCCCUAGUGCAGGAGUUCCUGAUGGCUCAGUCUCUCAAAAUCCUGCCAACGGCACCUUUCGGUGAUGCCGUCAACCAGUUUGUCAACAAAGACGACAAGCACGCGAUGGAGGAGUUUGUUAGCGAGUCUCUGGCCGGGCAGGUUAAGCAGAUGCUCAGCCUCGACUCAGAUGAGGAAGAUCUCGACAACGCCAUGGAGGCUUAUCGGGCCAAGCUUGAGGAGCAGUUUUCCAAGGGCGCUCUGAAGAGGAAAACGAAGCGCACUGUCAAGCCGAAGCCGGAUGAAUGGGAUUCGGAUCUGGAUGGACACUGGGAGGACCAACCUGGUGUAGUCGAGACCGAGACAGUGGCUGGAGCACCUGUCAGGUCACGAAGGGCACAAACACAGGAUGAUGACAAUGACCUGAUGGACAUGGAGGAUGAGCCAGCACCUCGUCCAGCACCCGCUAAAAAGGCGGCCACUACCCGAGCCACAAAGGCGGCCCCGGCCAAGAAAGCUCCGGCGAAGAAGGCGCCAGCCAAGAAGGCGCCUGCUCGAGGCCGCAAAAAGGCUGUGUUCGAAGACGAAUCCGAGGAGGAGGACGUGGUGAUGGACGAUGACUUUGAAGAGCCACCCGCGCCCACCCGCGCGAGAAGGUCCCAGCCCGCUCGUGCGGCUCCGAAGGGCCGCCAGACGAAGCUCAACUUCUCACAAGCCACGACCUCGCAGGCUGCGGUCGAGAUCAGCGAUGAUGAGAUCUCUGACGAUGAUGCCUUUGAGCCUGCGCCAACAACUACCCGUUCCAGACGGAGAUAG